Messenger RNA from Adineta steineri, 2136 nucleotides. The record is from the annotation of a GenBank genome assembly. Lineage: Eukaryota; Metazoa; Rotifera; Eurotatoria; Adinetida; Adinetidae.
AUGUUAUUGUCUACACGUGAUGCACAACUCGAAAGACGGUGUUCAAGAAUACUUGCAUCAGAUGCUUUAGCUGAACGAUUAACUCUUGCUGGUAUUGACAAUGCAAGUUUUCAAGGAGAUACAACCUCUGAAUUCCGUGCUCUUAGUAUAAUAUCUCGAAUACGAUCAAAUUCUGGAAUUGAGUCAUCACCAACACCUACUCCAGGUACCGGAGAAGCAUCAAUAAAGGAUGCAGAAACAGCAAAGAGUACUACAAAAAAACGAUAUCAUUGGAGGAUGACUCAUUAUUUCUAUAUUCAUAUAAGUUUAUUUAUUCUCAACGGAUUUUUUUGUGGUUUAAUUAUUUGGCUAAUUGAAAAUCAUUCAUCAUCACGCAAUGUUCAAAUAGAUGUACCAUAUGUUGAUGCAUGGUUUGUUGCUAGUUCAUGUGUAUACAAUUGUGGGUUAACAACAAUAGAUUUUGCAAAACUUUCAAAAGCUUCUCAAAGUAGUCUUAUGUUAUUCACAUUUUUAUCAGGUAUUACAAUUAGUACUUUACCAGCAUUAAUUGUUAAAGCUCAUACACAUAAAAAUGUCGCAGGAGUAACUGUCGAUGAUGAUCAUGGCGAAGUAGAAGAUGAAGAUAUGGAUGACUUACCAACAUUUAAUAUACGAAAUAGACGACAAUUGCCACAACGUAUUCGCGAUCAGCUAGCAUCAUUACCAACAGCAGCACAACUUCGUUUUCGUGCUUAUAUAACAUGUAUUUUUCUAAUUCUUGGUACUUGUUUCACUGUUUAUAUAAUAACAUUUGUUGCUAUUGGUAGUUGGUUACAAACAAAAUAUACACCUGAACAAUUACAACAAGGAAAUUCUAGUAUUAAUCCAUAUUAUAUAUCAUUUAUUGUUACUGUAACAGGUUUUAAUCAAAAUGGUUUAACACCUUUUUCCGAUGGUUUCUCACGUUUUGUUAAUGAUGUUUAUCUGAAUUUAUUUGUUAUGAUGGUUGUUAUCAGUGGAACAUCACUUUUUCCUUUUUUAUUACGUAAUGUCGUUAUACAAGUACGUCGUCUUGUUCCAUGGCGCUAUAAAAUUGUUUUUGAUUAUAUUCUUAUGAAUAAUCAUCGUUUAUCGACUCUACUAUUUCCUGCUGUACAAACACGUAUUUAUCUUUCCAUUACUGCUCUAUUAUAUAUUAUGGGUGUUUCUAUUUCACUUAUACUUGAUUUAAAUAGUGAUAACUUUGCUAUGUAUUCACCAGGUACACGUUUUCUUAUAUUUCUUUUUACUACAGUCAAUACACGAUUUGCUGGUUUUAAUACAGUUGAUAUGAAUUCAUUUGCAACAGCAACAUUGUUAGUAUAUUUAAUGUUAAUGGCAACUAAACCACAAAUGUUAUGUGCUAUUGAUGAAAGUCCAUUUGAAUUAUCUUGGUUAGCAUUACAAGCACGAGAAGAAGUUGAUGCUAAAACAAAUCCUGGAGCAGGUGGAAUUGAUACUUCAAAUUCACCAAUACGAUCUCCAUCGGGAUCUUUUUCAUCUGGUACAGGAUCAAGUGGUUUACCUAUGAGACAAAUGGAGCGUUUUUUACGUCGGCAAAGUUUUGUUACUAAAGAUCGUGCUCGACAACAUUUUGCUAAUAUUGCGGUAGAUGAUGGAGAAAGACAUAAAACUCGACAUUUAAGAGGUAUACGUACUCGAUUAUUUCUUAUUUAUUUUAUCCGAGCUCUUAUUAAGCAUGCACUUAGUUUUGUUCUUUUAACACGUACUUGGCUAUUUUUCUUUAUAUUUCUGAUUUGUGCUAUUGAAUAUCGUCGAAUGGCACCUGCUGAUCCAAAUAUAACCGUAUUUAAAAUUGUUUUCGAAAUUAUAUCAGCAUUUGGAGCUGUUGGAUUAUCACUUGGAUAUCCAAAUGUAGCAUCAAGUUUUUCUUCUGUUCUAUCACCAGCAAGUAAAACUAUACUUAUUUUAACAAUGUUAAUGGGACGACAUCGUGGUUUACUUGCAUCAAUGAAAGAUCAAGAGGCGAUAGAACAUAGUGCAGCUGAUUUACUUCAACGAAAACGUGAAGAAAUUAUUCAUGAAUAUGAACAAAGAAAAUCACGUGUUGAUAUAACUAACGAAGAAGAUCCUGAAACGUUAUUUACUCGAUUUUAA